UCCACCAAUGGGACAUGUCUCAUUACGGUUCACAGUCAGAUCCCGCUAAGAUGUACAACGCGAGAUCGCGUGGCAACGCUGCCAACGAGGGGAUUUCCCCAAAAAGAAUUAUCACCAUCAGCUCUCUGCUCCUAGUCCUUGGCUUCAAUCAAGUGGCGUCCAUGUCGCUGGAUCGUCUAGCCUUGGAGAGAAACGAAUUGCCAGCGGAUCAAUCUCAGCAACAACAACAGGAUGUCCUUGUGGACGACAUGAAGCUCACAUCCAUUCCGUCAUCCGAUUCUUCAGACAUGUAUAUGCUAAUACCCGAAACGGUGGCCAGUCAACUGGAGGACACCGAGCAUGUGAAUCGCAACUCUAUUGAAGCCGAUCCCGAAUCUGACCCAUCUAACUCAAACUCUGCCUCUGAUAUGCUAAUGCUGGAGAGCGAUUCCAGUCCAGCUAUGCAACUUGUCGAGCUGCCCAGCGAAAUUACAGUGGCAGAAUCCCAGCCAGAAACGGAACACGAUGCAGAGAACGAUCAUCAGCAGCCCGAAUCGAUCGAGGAGCAUGUGGUCUUAAUGAAACCCAUUAGCCAGGAGGCUCAGCUUGAGCAAGCUGUGGACUUGGCCACAGAGGCAGCUCCAGUUCCCGUCCGCGAUGAGCUACCAGAAGAGGAGGAAUCUCCAGCUGACACCGACAGUGCGGUAGAAGAAUCGGCGAAGGAACCAGAACAGGAAAUGAAUGAUCAAGUGCCCGAGGAAUCUGAAGUUCAGCCAGAACAAAUUCAACCAGAAGAAUCCCUGCCAGAUACCGAAGCUGAGCAAGAAGAGAAAAAGCAGGAGGUUGAAAGUCAGCCAGAAAUGGAGGCCCAACCUGAAGCAGAACCCCAAUCAUAUAUUGAGUCCCAGCCAGAUGUUAAACCUCAAUCAGAAAUUGAAUCUCAACCAGAAGCUGAGUCUCAACCUGAAGUAGAAUCUCAACCUGAAGCUGAAUCCCUACCAGAAAUUGUAUCUCAACCAGAAGCUGAGUCCCAACCAGAAGUGGAAUCACUGCCGGAACAUGAAUCCCAGCCAGAGGUAGAAGCUCAACACGAGAGCGAACCACAACCCGAAGCUGAAUCUCAGCCAGAAGUUGAAUCUCAGCCUGAAGGGCCACCCGAGUCGGAGAAGGAACCCGAAUCUGAAGUUGAGAAAUCCAGCGACAACGAAGUGGAUACCACGGAAGCAUCUCUGAUGGAAACAUUGGUAGAGGGCAUUGAAGAUGGUCUCACCGCUGCCAUGGACAACCUUGUUCCCGAAGAAUUGGCCGAGGCCACCGAGAGCAAGCAGCAGGAUCAAGAAAAUGAAGAGCAGCAGUCCCCUGUCACAGAAGCCAUCGAAGAGGAGAUCGUCCCUGAAGUUGAGCAGCAAAAGGAAAAGGAACCCGAGCAGCUCACCUUGGCCGAUGAGCCAGAGGAGGAAAUAGCCCAACCCUCAAAUGUCGAACCCGUCGAGAUUGCCCCAGAGCAGCAAGUUCAGGCGGAGGUUGCUCCAGCUGAAAUCGCAGAGGAAAUCAAACCUGAAGAGGAAUCCCAGCCAGAGGAGGAGGCCAAGCCACUUGAAGAGUCCAAGGCAGAAGAGGAAAUUAAAGUGGAAGAGCAAGCCAAGGCAGAGGAGGAGGCCACCCAGAAUGAUACCGAGAUUCAGCCAAUGAUCAAUGAAGAAAAACACGAAGAAAUUCCUGAAGAAGCUGAAGUCGCGGCGGAAAUCCCUGCGGAAGUCCUUGCUGAAGCUCCUGCUGAAAUUCCAGCUGAAACUCCUGCUGAAAUUUCAGCUGAGACUCCUGCUGAAACUCUUGAUGAAAAACUAGCUCUCAUUCCUGCCGAAUCUACUACUGAAAAGCCAGCUUCUAUUCCUGCUGAAGUUCUUGCUGUAAUCCCUGCUGAAACCCCUGCUGAAACCCCUGCUGAAACCCCUUCUGAAACCCCUGCUGAAACCCCUGCUGAAACCCCAGUGGAAACUCCAGAAGAAAUUCCUGCUGAAAUUCCAGCGAAAAUCCAAGACGAAAUCCAAUCUGAUUCCACCCAAACCGAACCCGAAGUGCAGAAGGAAACUGUGCAGUCAGAAAUGGAAUCCGCCCAGCCAGAGAAGGAAACCAAGCCCGUGGAAUCUUCCCUCCUGACCACCAUUAUACCAAUGGUGGUGUCCCAACCUCAGGUGCCAUCUCAACCCAUUCAGGUUCAGGAUAGUGUGCUCAACUACGUCAACGCAUCGUUCCUGCAGCAGCAGCCAUCGGAAACUGAACUGCCCAAGGCGGAGGAGGAGUCUCCAAUUAAUGCCCAUCUGCGACGCUACGAUGGUGCCCAAGUUUGGCGUAUUGUUGUCCAAACCGACAAGGAUAAGCGAAUGGCCGAUGAACUGCAGUCCAAAUAUGAUGGUCAACUGUGGAAGGAAGUCAAGCAAGAGGUCGACUAUCUGCUGAAACCGCAAGUCUUGGCCGCCGCCGAGCGUCAUAUUCGCGCUGCUAAUCUUUCCCGGAUUGUUCUCAUUGACAACCUGCAGCACGUCAUCGAAAAGGAGAAUCCCCCAGCGGAAAAGAUUGCUGAGCUGCAGAACCGAAAGGGACACCGCCUCACCUGGCAGGCAUACCAUCGCCUGGAGGACAUCCAUGGCUUUAUUGACUACAUGGCCAAGACCUAUCCCGACAUUUGUUCCACUGAGAUCAUCGGUUACUCUGUCGAGAAGCGACCACUGAAGAUUCUUAAGAUUUCUAAUGGCAAUGCUCGUAAUCCUGGUGUUUGGAUCGAUGGUGGUAUGCAUGCCCGUGAAUGGAUCAGUCCUGCCACGGUUACCUACAUUGCCAACCAGCUGGUCGAGGGAUGGGAAGAUCUGCCCGAGCACAUGCGUAGCAUCAACUGGUACAUUCAUCCGGUCGCCAAUCCCGAUGGCUAUGAAUACUCCCACACAACCGAUCGUCUCUGGCGCAAAAAUAUGCGUGCUCAUGGUCGCCAGUGUCCUGGAGUGGAUCUAAAUCGUAACUUUGGUUACAAAUGGGGCGGCAAGGGUACCUCCGCCAGUCCUUGUUCUCAGACAUAUCGCGGCAGCAAGGCCUUCUCCGAACCAGAGACCUUCUACAUCUCCAAGUUCAUCAGCGGUUUCCCUAGGGAGACCUUCCAGGCGUACCUCUCAUUCCACAGUUACGGCCAGUACAUUCUGUAUCCUUGGGGCUACGAUUACCAGCUAACCCAGGAUCGUGCUGAUCUAGAUCGUGUGGCACGUCAGGCGGGAACAAGCAUCACCAAGUCAACAGGCGUGAAAUAUACGGUGGGAUCCUCCGCCACAACUCUGUACCCUGCCGCCGGAGGCUCUGAUGAUUGGGCCAAGGGCAUUGCAGGUAUUAAGUAUGCCUACACCAUUGAAAUGGGUGAUACUGGAAGGUAUGGCUUCGUCCUGCCAGCCCGCUUCAUCCAGUACAAUGGCAAGGAUGGCGUGACCUUCGCCGACACUGUGGCCAGGGCCAUUGCCCAAGGACGCGGCAAAUCGGUAGCCAGGAACAGCAGUGGCAGCCGGAGGCGUCGCCACUAGUCCUGCCACUUAGUUCAAUGCGAUUUUUUAGUAAAUCAGCGUAAUGAUUUUUUUUUUUUGCUAUUUAUAUGAAUACUAUUUAUUUAUUUAUUUAUUCUACUUGUAACUAGACAAAUUGAACACACACAAAAGAACACACAAAAAAAAAAAAGAAAACA
Drosophila eugracilis is the source of this 3700-nucleotide messenger RNA. Its product is annotated as probable serine/threonine-protein kinase kinX. NCBI's taxonomy places the organism in Eukaryota, Metazoa, Arthropoda, Insecta, Diptera, Drosophilidae. The record is from RefSeq and is a predicted model, not a curated record. Gene Ontology annotation, molecular function: zinc ion binding; metallocarboxypeptidase activity. Gene Ontology annotation, biological process: proteolysis. The coding region runs from base 15 to 3542 and encodes 1175 amino acids. The transcript has 5 exons.